Drosophila eugracilis is the source of this 675-nucleotide messenger RNA. RefSeq lists its product as uncharacterized. Lineage: Eukaryota; Metazoa; Arthropoda; Insecta; Diptera; Drosophilidae. The record is from RefSeq and is a predicted model, not a curated record. Bases 28 to 546 code for a protein of 172 amino acids. The transcript is spliced from 2 exons.
UUCAAGGAAAGUAUUUGCUUAGUUUUGAUGCUGUCAAUGGCCAUCGGCACAUUGGUUAGUUUCAAGAAGUACUCGAUGAACUUGGUGUCCAUUAGUCAAGCAAAUUUAUCCGGAGUUGUUGAUAUCAGCAAUGUGCGUUUAAUUGGACGUGAACAUUUGGCAAACGGAACCAUAACGCUAAAGGAGGACCUGUAUGACGAGCACUGGAGCUUUUCUGGCCAACUAUUUUCCGAUACGUUGGGCGAUGGCAACUACAAACUGCUGCCCUUCCAAGUUCCUUACGGAUCAAUUUGCCAGAUUUACAAAAAAUAUCGAAAGUAUUUUUCUCACCAUGCCGAUUAUGGAACCCAAACCGAUUUUCCCAUCCACAUGGAUGUCUGUCCCGUACCAAAUGGUACUUACUAUAUGAAAAACAUUGGCCUCAACCCGGAAAACUAUCCAAAUCUGAUGCAACGUGGCUACUUCCAGGCCAACGGAACUUUCUACUACGACGGACAGAAUGUGGGAGUGUACACCAUUAAUGUACUUCUGCUGGACGAGGACUGAAGGGCUUUUUCCUCAUAAAAAAACAAAAAUAUAAGCCUUAAGAUCUUUUAAGCUAAGAAAAUGUGGCUGUAAUUAGAAAAUGGAAUUAGAUUUUUGUCUAAGAAAAUAAAAGAUAAAGUUUAAAUCAAA